AUGCCCAUUGGUAUGUCACCUUAUCGGUUGGUGUUUAGGAAACCAUGCCACCUUCCAGUUGAGUUAGAACACAAGGCUUAUUGGGCUAUCAAGAGUUUCAACAUGAAGAUGGAUGAAAGUGGAGAACACAGGAAGUUGCAACUACAAGAGUUAGAGGAAAUUCACAAUGAUGCCUAUGAGAGUGCAAGGAUUUACAAGGAAAAGGCAAAGGUUUUUCAUGACAAGAUGAUCUCUAGGAAGGAGUUUAAAUUUGGUCAAAAAAGUCCUUCUAUACCAUUCACGGCUUCGUUUGUCUCCAGUUUAGCAACUUCCAAAGUGUUCAAGGUGAAUGGCCAUAGACUUAAGCCUUUCUAUGAAGGUUUACAAGUUGAGGAUGUGGCAAAGUUGGACCUUAAGGAUCCGAUUUAUACUGAUUGA
Molecule: messenger RNA, 417 nt
Organism: Quercus robur (English oak)
Lineage: Eukaryota; Viridiplantae; Streptophyta; Magnoliopsida; Fagales; Fagaceae
Exons: 2
Coding region: 1-417 (138 amino acids)
Source: RefSeq, a predicted model, not a curated record